CUAAAAAGAGUCGCGUUCUAGGUGCAAAAUGGCGCCUGAGGGAAGAGAAUGAGCUUUAGUAAAAGUUUAGAUUUACAAAGAGGCAGUCCAGUCGACAAGAGAACGCUGGAGAAAACAGCCGUCUCAUUGGAAGGUGCACAUCUUCACACUUUCACAUGUGGGACUGCAUACACCAAAAUGAUCUGGAUCACAUUAUUUCUGCAUCUUCUUGCAUCAUCAGCUGUGAAAACAAGCAGUGCUCAUCGCAAUGAUCCUGCUAUAUUGACUGGGGAAUCUGAGGAUGCCUCUCUUCAAGGCCAAAAAGAGCAUUAUCACAGAGACGCAGACCAAGACAAAUGCACUAUGCCAUGUGAAAUGACUGCAAAGCUAAUGCGUGAUGAGAAACAUUCCUUGUGCAUUAACCUCCAGCAUACCAUAUUGUCAUAUACAAGAAACACUAGGAAGUUGAUCAGAGAUCUCAUUGAUGAACAGCAGAAAGCCUCAGAAUUUCUCUUGAGUCAGAUAAUGGAGCUUAUGGCCAAAGUAAACACACUCAGUUCGGAUGUGCAGCGAAGCAACAGUGACAUCUUUUCCGUGAAGCCCACGGAGUCCCACGGGAAAGACUGUAGUGACAUCCAAGAGACGCUAGGUGCCGUUUCUCCAAAAAUCCCUAGUGGAAUUUAUAUAAUUCAGCCAGAAAACACAGAUGUUUCCUUUGAGGUGUUCUGUGAGAUGGAUUACAUGGAAGGCGGAUGGACAGUAAUACAGAGAAGGACGGAUGGUCUCACUGACUUCAAACGAAUGUGGUCACAGUACUUGGAUGGAUUUGGACACUUGCCAGGUGAACACUGGUUGGGUUUGAGAAAAAUCUUCAAUAUUGUCAAUCAGAGAAACACACGCUUCCAGCUGCAUGUGUCUCUGGUCUCGCAAGAUGAUACCACGGCCUAUGCUUCAUACGACAAUUUCUGGCUUGAAGACGAAACCAAAUUCUUUGCAAUUCACCUUGGCAGAUAUGCUGGUAGUGCAGGUGAUGCUUUUCGAGGGUAUGACCAAGAGCAGAAUCAAGACACGGCCCCUUUCAGUACGUUUGACGUUGACAAUGACGGUUGCUCUCCAUUCUGCACUUUUGCUAAUAAAGCUGUUGAGAGCUGCAGUGUGAACCAGAACAACACAGGAUGGUGGUUUAACCAGUGUGGCAAAGCUAAUUUGAAUGGCUCACCAUUGGACCAAGAUUUCUCCACCCAGUCACAUAUCCAUUGGGACACCUGGACCAAAAAUGGCACGCUUGUCAAAAUCAAAUCAGUGACUAUGAAGAUCAGGAGAGUUGAGAUCCCGAAUUUAAAAUAAAUCGCUGAAGCUUCUGAAGCUUUUGCAUUAAAGUGGAAUAACUUAUCAUUUGGAGACACUAAAAACUUGCACUUAUGCCUGUGAGCUUUUCUAAAAAAGCAAUUUGUUGGAAUGAACCUUUUGGCAUUGUGAUUUAGUCUACCAUGCUUUUUAAUCCUGGGUCACAGCCCAAAAAAAAUCGUAUUAAUAUUUUCAUUGUUAUGAAUAAAUGGAAUUGUGUCAUUACUAAAA
Onychostoma macrolepis is the source of this 1557-nucleotide messenger RNA. RefSeq names its product angiopoietin-like 5 (gene angptl5). The record is from RefSeq and is a predicted model, not a curated record. Lineage: Eukaryota; Metazoa; Chordata; Actinopteri; Cypriniformes; Cyprinidae. The transcript has 9 exons. The coding region runs from base 49 to 1326 and encodes 425 amino acids.